This is a messenger RNA of Bipolaris oryzae ATCC 44560, 1263 nucleotides long. RefSeq lists its product as uncharacterized. The transcript has 5 exons. The coding region runs from base 1 to 1263 and encodes 420 amino acids. The record is from RefSeq and is a predicted model, not a curated record. Lineage: Eukaryota; Fungi; Ascomycota; Dothideomycetes; Pleosporales; Pleosporaceae.
AUGGCGCCGACAUCCUAUCCCAUGGCUCUGGCCGUCUUGGUCCCGCUUCCUUUUGAUAUAAUUUCUACUGUUCUGCGGUUCUGGAUACGGACAAAGAGGAAUGCGUGGGGUCCCGAUGACUGGGCCAUGUUGAUCAACAUUGUAAGGGCUCUGGAUCCACAAUCUUGUCCCUUUUGGAGUGUAAGCACAAUUGCCACCCUUGGGAUGGCAUGGAGUGGUGUUGGACAAUAUGAUGCCACACUUACACAGUCUCAAUACAUGAACUCCUUGAGGUGGUUCUACGUCUUCCAGGAACCAUGGUGUUUUACCCUCAUUACUAUCAAGUGCAGUAUCGGAUUUGCUCUGAUUCGAAUUGCAAGCGGCAAGAAAUGGAUUGAAUAUGUCAUCUACAUUAGCAUGCUUUCUUGCUUCGUCGUCAUGGGUGGUACAGGCAUGUACUUGUUCUUCCAGUGCAUGCCAGUGCAGAAGAACUGGGACACAAAAGUCGAAGGCUACUGCCGCGAGCGCAGCACGCAAACUAUCCUCUCCUACGCCGUAGCCGCAGUAUCCAUCUCGACAGACUGGAUCUUCGCCACGCUCCCCAUCUUCCUCCUCUGGGACGUUCAACUCGACUGGCGCGUCAAAGGCGGCGUAAUGGGUAUGUUGGGUCUCGGAAUCUUCGCCUCCAUCGCCCCCAUCGUCCGCCUAAAAUACCUCAUCGGCCUCAACGACGCCUCCCGCCUCCUCCAAAACCUCAGCGCAAUCCUCGCCUGGGCCACCGCCGAAAUGAACGUCGGCAUGUUCGUCGCCAACCUCCCCGCCUGCCACCCCUUACUCAAACACGCCAUUGCGCGCUUCUCCACCUGGUCCGGCAGCAACUCGCGCUCCUACUCCUCCGGCAUCUUCGGUUCCAAAAAACCCCACCCGGGUGGCCCUUCCGCCAGCAACGCCAUCGACUCCAAAAACAAGUGGCUGGAACUCGACGAUCAGCAGCAACAGCAACGCCCAGAGUCGUCCCGUACGCGGAAUUAUCUGAGUAACAAGGGCAAGGGGACAGGGGUGGAGACGAAGAUAUAUGGGGAUCUAGAGGAUUACGGGAGUGAGGAGAGUUUGGAUGCGCGGGACGAUGGGAGUCAGAAGAGGAUUGUCAAGAAGCCGAGUUUGGAUGGGUUGCAGGUUAAUGUGCAAAAGGACUUUCGGGUCGAGGUUAGUGAGAGGUUCGAUCAGAGGGGGAGAGGCAGGGGGAAGGAGGACGCGGAUAGAGUGCAGGCGGAUAGGGUAUAG